Malaclemys terrapin pileata is the source of this 12747-nucleotide messenger RNA. RefSeq names its product remodeling and spacing factor 1 (gene RSF1). Gene Ontology annotation, biological process: regulation of DNA-templated transcription. Lineage: Eukaryota; Metazoa; Chordata; Testudines; Emydidae. The coding region runs from base 17 to 4348 and encodes 1443 amino acids. Gene Ontology annotation, cellular component: RSF complex. The record is from RefSeq and is a predicted model, not a curated record. The transcript is spliced from 16 exons.
CAUCCUCAGGUCCAAGAUGGCGGCGGUGGCGGCUCCUACGGCUCCAUCUCCGCCUCCCCCGCCCCCGUCGGGCCCGUGCUGCCCCGGCUCGUGGCCGAACUUCGCCGUGGUCUGCUCCUUCCUGGAGCGCUACGGGGCGCUGCUGGACCUGCCCGAGCUGCCCUUCCCCGAGCUGGAGCGCGUCCUGCAGCCGCCGCAGGAGCCCGGGGACCAGGUUCCAAAAGAGUUGGUAGAACUUCACUUGAAACUGAUGAGGAAGAUUGGGAAGUCUGUCACAGCAGACAGAUGGGAAAAAUACUUGAUCAAGAUAUGCCAAGAGUUCAACAGUACUUGGGCAUGGGAGAUGGAGAAGAAAGGAUACCUGGAAACGAGUGUUGAAUGCAAAUUGGGAAUUCUGAAGUACCUCUGUGAGUGUCAGUUUGAUGACAAUCUAAAAUUUAAGAAUAUCAUUAAUGAAGAGGAUGCUGAUGCUAUGCGUCUCCAGCCAAUUGGUCGAGACAAAGAUGGUCUAAUGUAUUGGUACCAGCUGGAUCAAGAACAUAAUGUGAGAAUGUACGUAGAAGAACAGGAUGACCAGGAUGGGUCUUCUUGGAAAUGCAUUGUCAGAAACCGAAAUGAGCUAGCUGAGACGCUUGAGCUUUUGAAAGCACAAAUCGAUCCUGCACUGUUGAAAAAGAGCAACCAGCAGGACAGCUCCUCACGUGAAAGCCCUAGCAUAGAAGAUGAAGAUAGCAAAAAGGAGGAAGAAAUAUCUCCACCAGGAAAUGAAUUAAAAAUAAAAGAAGAGGAGAAGAACAUGGAGGAACAGUCAAAGGAAUUGGAAAGCCUUCCUCCACCUACAGUUCCAGCAGAUGAAAACAUGAUGAAAAUGGAGAAAGUGGAAGAAAAGGAAAUUAUAAAACUGCCAGUCAUAGUAAAGCUAGAAAAACCUUCAGAAAACAGUGAGGAAAAGCAGAUUACCAAAGAAGAAAAUGAUUCCUUUAAAGAAAAUGUCAAGCCUGUUAAAGCAGAAGUAAAGGAAAAUAAAGUAGAACCAAAAGAUUUAAAAGACGUUAAAAGCAGCACAGAUAAAAUAACAGUACAUGAGCCUGAGAGAUUAGAGUUUUGUGUCAAUGUCAAAACCCCUCAAGAAGUUGUGGAGAAAUCUGCAGAAGAAAGUGAGAAACUUAAAAAUGACCAGCAGGCAAAGAUACCACUGAAAAAGCGAGAGAUCAAGCUGACAGAUGACUAUGACAGCCCAAUAAAGGGGUCCUUGUGUAAAUGUGUUACUCCAACAAAGGAUGUCUUGAAAGAGGAAGGAAAACCAGAGGAGGAGGGUUUUAGACGAGUGCCUACAAUCACUGCUUUAUGUCCUGAUGGGAAAUUGCUAGUAAAUGGAGAGGUUACCAGUGAAAAAGUCGCCCAAAAUGUCACCCAAAAUAAUAAGUCAGAACAUUCCAUUAGCACAAAGGAAGACAGCAGCAGCUCAUCGAAGGAGAAAAAUUGCAUAAGUGGGGGGAAAAUAUCAGACUCUUUAAACUCUGUUAGCAAAAUUGUGAAAACAUAUGAAGAUGAGAAAAAUGUGCCUACCGACAAAGAGGUAGCUGCUACGAUCUCUGAGGUUUCUAAUCAGAAAGUGCCUUUAAAGGAGGAAUCUAGUCUUAUGGAAAAAGAGUCCCUCAACAGUAUGACUUCUGAGGUGGCAAUGGAGGACUCGUGGAAAGCAGGCUACUGCCCCAAGAAACCUGAAGAAAAAUUAGCUUUGAAAACUAGGAAGGACAGACGACCACCACUCAAAGAAUGUUUAGAAAAGCUGGAAAAGUCCAUGAAGACAUCCACUCCUAAGGAGCCACCCAAGCUUGAUCUAACAGAUGAAGAGGGUUUGAAAAGUAAACAUGAACUGGAGAAGAAAUCUGACUCUCCAAAAGCAGCUGAAACACCUCCAUCAUCUAUUCCUCCUGUUCCUUCCGAGAAAUCUGCUUUAGAAAAAGAGGGCUCAGAUUCCAAAAACAUACUUCCUGAUGAAAGCAAAGUUCAGGAAGGAUCAGAUUCAGAAAAACAAAAGGAGGAAUUUGAAGCUCCCCGGACAGAACCAGAUAAACAAGAUAAUGCCCAAACCUCUAAUAUAGAGGAGUCUUCAGAGACUAAAAAGGAAUCUGCAGUACAAAAAAGCAAAUUUAAAUAUAAACUGGUUUCUGAAGAGAACAUCUGUGUAACAGAUAACAAGGAAAUAACCUCCGAGAGGCAGAAGGAAGGGAUCAAGUUAACCAUCAGGAUCUCCAGUAGAAAGAAAAAGCCUGAUCCACCUCCGAAGACUCAGGACACCGAGCAGAAGGAAGAGGAAGAAGUCAAUGUUGGUCGCACUUUAAGGAGGUCUCCAAGAAUAUCUAAACCUACUCCAAAAGUGGUGGAGACUCGGGAUCAGAAAACUGACAAAAAACGAGGUGAAGAAGAGGAGGAGAAAUUGGCAGUGCUGCAAAAGCAAGACCGAAGAGAGGAUGUGAAAAAACAAGAGAAGGAGUCCAAUUCUAAAGUGAGCAAGGUCACACAGAGAAGCAAAGUGCGGUGGACAGGAACUCGAACUCGUGGCAGGUGGAGAUAUUCAAGUAAUGAAGACAGCGAGGAGUCUGAGACCGAAGAAAACUCUGAGGAGGAAUCUGAGGGGGGAGAGGAAGAAGAGGAACCUGCACCUGCUGAUGAUGAUGAACCAUGCAAGAAGUGUGGCCUUCCCAAUCACCCUGAGCUAAUUCUGUUGUGUGACUCUUGUGACAGUGGAUACCACACAGCCUGCCUUCGACCCCCAUUGAUGAUAAUCCCAGAUGGAGAGUGGUUCUGCCCACCUUGCCAACAUAAAUUACUCUGUGAGAAGUUAGAAGAACAAUUGCAAGAUCUGGAUGUUGUCUUGAAAAAGAAGGAGCGGGCAGAGCGAAGGAAAGAGCGAUUGGUGUAUGUGGGUAUCAGUAUUGAGAACAUCAUCCCACCACAAGAGCCAGAAAUACCAGAAAGUCAGGAAGAAAAAAAGAAAGAUUCCAAAAAGUCAAAAUCAAAACGGCUUGAAAGGAGGUCUACUAGAACACGGAAAUGCAUAAGUUACAGAUUUGAUGAAUUUGAUGAGGCAAUUGAUGAAGCAAUAGAAGAUGAUAUCAAGGAGGCCGAUGGAGGAGGUGGUGGCAGAGGCAAAGACAUGUCUAAUAUCACAGGUCACCGGGGAAAAGACAUUUCCACCAUCCUAGAGGAAGAAAGGAAAGAAAAUAAGCGGCCACAAAGGGCCGUUGCAGCACGUCGCAAGAAACGACGGCGACUGAACGACCUCGAUAGUGAUAGUAACCUGGAUGAGGAAGAGAGUGAGGAUGAGUUCAGGAUCAGCGAUGGAUCUCAGGACGAGUUUGUUGUAUCAGAGGAAAAUCCAGAUGAAAGUGAAGAUGAUCAGCUGUCAAACGAAGACAGCGAUACAGAGUUCUGUGCCCGUAGACCCAGGCGACACCACUCCAGGCCAAUGAGACAAAGCAGGCGGUUACGAAGAAAAACAGUAAAGAAAAAAUAUUCAGAGGAUGAUGAAGAGGAAGACUCUGAGGACAAUUUAAGUAGGGAGUCUGAAAGUGGUGAUUACACAGAUUACAGUGAUGAUGAUUACCUGGAAACUAGGCGGAGAAGAUCAAGGCGGAAUCAGAAGAGACAAGUUAACUAUAAGGAGGAUUCAGAAAGCGAUGGCUCACAGAAAAGUGUUCGAUACGGAAAGGAGCUAAGACGACUUCAUAAACGCAGGCUUCCCAGUUCAGACAGUGAAGAGAGCUACAUGUCCAAGAACUCUGAAGAUGAUGAACCAGCAAAGGAAUCAAAGCAGUCUAUUCGAAAACGUAGCCGAAGUACAGACGAAUACUCAGAAGAAGAAGAAGAGGAUGGGGAUGAACCAGAGGAGGGGAGACCUGUCCGCAAACGGCUGAAUCGAAUUGAAACAGAUGAUGAAGAUAACUGCGACAAUGCGAACAAAGAUGCAGAAAAGCCUGCACCUGCAAAUAAGCCGUCAGCACCUCAUGCUCCUCAUGACAGCACCAAGAAGCCCUGCUACCGGAUAGAAAGUGAUGAUGAAGAUGACUUUGAUAAUGUAGGGAAAGUAGAAAGCCCGUUGGACUACAGCCUAGUGGACUUGCCUUCCACCAAUGGACAGAGCCCAGGUAAAACUAUUGAAACCUUGAUUGGCAAACCAAGUGAGAAGACUCAAGCCCCCAAGGACAGCACAGCCAAUGCCAACCUGGCACCCAAUGGGACGGGGGGUGGGCAGGAGGUAGUAGGGCCAGAGGAAGAGGAGGAUGAACUUUUGAGAGUGACUGACCUUGUUGAUUACGUCUGUAACAGUGAACAGUUAUAAGACUUUCUUCCAUUUUUGUGCUAAUUUAUUCCACGGUAGCUCAUACCAGCGGGCCAGUUAUUAAAAGCUGUUUUAUUUUUCCUAGAAGACUGUCCACUACAGUAUCACUUUUUAGAAGCAAGAAUUUCACCAGUUCUGCAGUCUUUCUGUGAAGUGACCAGUUUUGAACUUUGAAGAUAAAUUGCUGUAAAUUCCCUCUUAAUUUUUUUCUCUCCUUCCAAGUCCAUGGUCCUGGGUAAUUUCAUUCACAAAAACCUUAUAACAACAAGAGAUUUGUAUAUUUUUGACUUUAUAUUUCCUGAAAGCAUACAAAUUUGUUGAAACGUGUGGCCUAUGAAAGCAUUCCAAAUCAGUCAGGGCCCAAAACGUAACUGGGGCAGGGGGCAGUGGGAGGCGGGAAUGGGGGCGUGUGUGCAGAAGCACUUGUGCUUUAGCUUUUUCAUAUGAGAUAUAUAUUAUAUUUAAAUGUUCACAACUUAGAUGACAAUUUAACAGACAGUUUAAAAAUUAAUGUCUCUACUGUUGCAUUUUGUGAGUUGUAGGUUAACAUACAUAGCUCAUUUUAGUAACCACCUUCAUGAAAGCAGCUUGAUUUAAGAUUGGAGAUAACCACAGUAAAUAAAGAGGCCAAGAAAGUACAAUAAACAAGAACUCUAGUAUCCAUUUUGACUUGCAGAGUUUCCUGAUAAACAUCCUUUAAAGUGUUUAUACAGUAAAGUGUACUGUAAUGAAGUUUUGACGGUCGAAACAUGCUAGCAAUGAAUUUAUAAAACAGUUUUUCCAUGCACAUUUCAUCAGAUGGCCUUUAAUGUACAGUAUCUGGUGGGAGGGAAUCUGUGUGAAGUUAGUUUGUAAAUGGGAUGAUACCAUGUGAGUGCUGUAAACUUUUUCAGAUGCCAGAACCACUGUAUAAAGUAACUGUCUGGCCGUUUGCGUUUUAAACCAGCUAUCAGAGUAUUUUGAAAGGAAUUCGUUUGUACACACUGCAUUGAUCACAGGAUUACAGCACAUCUGACGAUGGAGGGAUUUUCAAAUAAACCUCGACUGGUCCAUUCAUGCCCCUAAUAUCUACUUCAAAUUGAAGUAAACAACUGGAGCAGUUUUCCUUUUGGAGGUUUUCUGUUUUGGAUUUGUGUGUUUGUUUUGAUUUACUUAUCUGCCUGGAUGUACUAGCAGGUUUUGAAUGUAGUGUUGGCCUUUGGCCAUUAGAAUUUUCUUAAAAUACAUUUUAAUAGUUGUCAUGUGACCAACUGAUUUCAAGAAGGCAGUAUUUCUGGGAGAAAAUGCUUGACUCCAAGACAAUAUCUCAUCACUUUGAGUGGCAUGUACGUUAGCUCAAGUAUACAGAUUUCUUUUUUAACAGUUUAUUUGGCACAUAAUAGACAGUGAAGCUGAAGUUUGUUUUGGAUAGCACUCAGUUUUCUCUUGGCUCUUAAUUAAGAUGCAGGCUGUAAAGUUUAUACAUGUUGUAGCCCACAGCUAAAACAUAGCUGCCAAAUGUUGAAAUCUGAUAAGGUCACAUCUAUUAAACCUUUUGCGCUGAGAUUUGGAUUUCCCCCUCCCCCUCCCGGUGUUAUGUCCAUUGCCGGCAAUGGAUGCACUAAAUUUGCUGCUGGCACCAAGGAGUGAUUUCUCCUUCCUACUGCCACCCCCACCUCCUCAAUGUCGUAUUGACUAGUCAGUCAGUAGUUAAGCACUUCUAUUUCAUUGUAAUAAAGCUGGCAUUAGGCCUUUACUAAAUACCUCUCUAGAAAACCUAGAUCCAAAAAUACCUACCUUCUAGCCUUGAAAGUCCUUGUUUUUGUUUUUCCCCUCUGUCCAUGUUAGUUCUGUAGAACUGACUGCAUUAAUGUUAUUUCAUUGGGAUUCUAGCAGUUCAUACAUCCUCAUGUAUAAAAGUAAAACCAUCAAAGAUGCAAAAGGUUAGGACCCACUCAUCGUUUGCUAUGGUAAGCAAGGUUUGUGACUUAAGAAAAUGAGAAUUCACUUUUUCUUUCCAAAUAAGUUUAUUCCAUCUGAAUUUUUAAACAAAUAAUUAUUUCCACCAUGUCAAUUGAUAGUUAACAGGUUUUAUUAACAGAUGUUUAAACAGGGUAGUGCGAAAAGCCACAGAAGGUUAGAAAGUGUUCUUAAAAGCAUCUGUAGCAUUUUAAGCUACUAUUCAGUAUAUUCUGCUGCCUUUUUUUUUUUUUUGCUUAGGUGAUGCAACAAUGUAGUGCUGCUACAUUUCUAAUACACUUGUGUUUAAAAUGAUCAGUGACGUGGCUCCCAUUUUUCAAUGUUAGUAACUGUGCAUUUUUAGUAUUUGCAGUGCAAACUGUCUGAUUCACAUAUGCAAUACUCUGCGCAGCCAAGACUUCUGUUGUCUUUAGGCAGUGCCAUAACACUUUUGUUCUCUGACUUAGCCUUUUAGUAUCUGAUCAGUGCUGUAGCAGACAUUCUUGCUGUAGCAUUAACUCUGAAUUAUAGACAUCUCGUGGGCAACUAAUUUCAACGUAAGAAAAAUACAAAAGAGUUGGAAGUAUUGGAUACACCAACCAGAGAAAAAAAAUCAAAUAUUGUGUCUGAAUUGUGGGAAUGAUGUAAAAGCAGACAAUAUCAUAAAGUUCAGUCAGAACACUGGAACAGAGGAUCCAGUUGUUUUUCAGGUACUGUCAGUUCCAUAAAUAUAUACAUGAUUUUGAUGCUGCUAUGCAGCUUUACUUCCUGUAUGUCAGUUUUGUAGAUUGACCUUCUAUUUGAUUAAGAAAAAGUUCUCCCUGAUGUUAAUGUGAUCCCAAAGAGUCCAAGCCUAAAACCCUUACACAGGCAAAGCUCCCUUUUAUAUCAAUGGGAAUCCUAUCUGAGUAAAGACUGCAACAUUUGGCUCAAAGAGAGGGCUUACAUUUUCAGCCCUCUCCCAAUCCCCAGUUUUGAAGAUUUUCUGCUUGAUGGAAAAUGUAUAGUAUCUUAUUUGGGAAAUGGCACUUCCUGAUAAGAGCACAAGUGACCCCUAGUCAGAUGGUAAGGAUAUUUUCAUUAGUUCACACUAUGGAAAUGUCUUCCAGUUGAUUUGGUGUCAUGCGCAGAUUGUGUUCUACUGUAAUCUUGGUAAGGAAUGAAGUGCAAUGUUUUUGGAUUAUGUUAAUGUCCACAGGGAAUACUAAUCUUCAGCUGUUGCUUAAGUUAAUAAGCAAAAGAUCAAAUCGUUUUAGAAACACAAUGGAGACUUGCCUUGGGUUAUUUAAUGGAAUAGUUCCAACUGGAAAAGAAUAAGCAGAUAUCAAUCCUAUAUGUAAGGAUUUGAUUGCACAAACAGCUAUCCAUCAGGUUGUGACUAAAAGUUGCUAUGUUGCAGAUUUUUAAAUUGAACAUUAUUUAGUGCAGAACUGACUGGGAAAAAAGUUAAUGAAGUGCAGAUUAGGUUUUAAGCAGCAUUGGAGAGGGGAAGAAGCUACAAAUUGAGAGAAUUAAAGGAGGGAUGGAACUUUCUAAUCCAUUUCACAAAAAGAAGAGUGAUAUUUGCUGGCUUGAAAACCACUUGUAUGAGCAUUGGUGUCAAAAGUGUACAGUAAAUUCACUUCACGCUAGAUGGAUGUGAUGAAUUACAUUAACAAAGCCCGUAAUAUAGUAAGAACUUCACCAUGGCUAUUUUUGUCAUCUUUGAUUCUUCUAAAUGAGUGUAUUCCUGGUUUUAAAAAUCAAAUGUAGACACAGUGUAUGUCUCUUUGUUUAAUUAUGAGUACAGGAAGAUCAAUAUUAAACAAUGAACUCUUUGAGUAUUUGAUAGUUGAUUCAGAGUUAUGCACAUUAAAUUACGUGAACACAUUAACACAUCUUUUCUUUAUCUAAUGGCUUUUGCGUUUUAACUGCACUUGAGAAGAACAGUGAUGCUUUUUUCUAUAUUUUAUGUUUAUAAGGUAUGUCACCGUCUUUAAGACUAUCCUUUUGGAUUAAGGUGCCUCAGUUGCACUUCUGCUAAUGGAGGUUGGACUGUAUUCCGUUUGCUUCUGUUUUGUCUUCCCUGUGUCUGAACUCCUCCUGAGAGACUGACUUAUUCAGAGAACCUAAAGGCAACAUGUAUGUUCAUAAAAGAAAAAACCUUGGCAUGGCAAUCCAUUUGUUCUAAUUUAUCUUAGUAACUUUAUCAUUUGAACUAUGUGACUAUCCAAAUGCCAUAGUAGUUCAAUAAUUCUAAUAGUACACGGUCAGGGUGUCCAUUACCAAACCUCUGUUUUCAGGCAUUUCUAAUUUGGCAUUGAAAGCUCUUCUGCACGAAGGCUUGGCCCAACAGUCAUUUUUUUAAAACUUGCUUCCAAUCACAUACUUUCACAAACCAACUUUCUUAAAACUAAACAAGAUAAAGGUUACUUGUGUUUUUAAAAUCUCCUUUGUAUACAGUAAUUAAAUAAUAUUUCGUAGUCCUGCUAGUCCAAAAAUGGUCUGAUCAAGAUAUUUGUGUCAACUGGCUCAAAAUGGCAACAAGUGAUUGUGGUACAUGUGCAGUGACUACUGUUCACAGGUUUGUAUUAUAGAUUUUAAUACACAGGAUGCAUCCUAUGUGCGUAUUUAUGUAAGAAGAACACUUCCAGUCCAUUGGGUAAAUAAAACCUUUAAAAAAUUGUAUAUAAAUAAAUAUUAAAUCCUUCAAACAAAAACAAAUCUUUACUGGAAAAAAAUAUACUGAAUGGAGGAGGGAAGAAAGAAAGCAAUUCAUGUUAAGUAGUCCUGAUCUGCAAGUGCUUACACACAAGUGCGUCUAUGGAAGUUAUUAAGACUGUUUUUAGGAAUACAGGUUUGCAGGAUUAGGACUAGAAUUCUUGACGCAAUCUAGGAAAUCCUGGCUGCCAAUCUUAGCUUUUGAGUUUCACCCCUCACCUGAGUUAGGGGAUGGAAUGUUGCUUUUAACUGUUUUGGAAGUCAGGAAAUAUGAAGUGAGCAGAGAGAGGCCUUAAUUUUAGUUGAACUAAUGUUUGCAAUAUGUAUUGACCUAAAUUUUGAAAAAUGACUAAUGAUUUUGGAUGCCUCCAUUUUUGGGUGUCCAGUCGGAGACGUGUUAAAGACGCCUGACUUUUCAGAAACUGCAGAACACUCACUCACUGAAAAUAAGGCCACUUUGAGGUGUCUCCCAUUGGACAACCAAAAAUUGAGACACUGAAAAUUAUUAGUCCCUUUUUGAAAAUCAAGUCACUUACUAAGCUCUUAUUAUAACAUCAGUAUAACUGCCUGUUUGAAUGACAGAACUCCAAACAGCAAAAAACAAGGUUGUAUGGGAAUUGAAAUACCGUAUAUACUCAUUCAUAAACCGAAUAUUUUUGGUAAAGUGACGCAUCAAAGAGCGGGGGUUGUCUUAUAAACGGGUCUACACUGAAAUUUGAUGAUUUUAAACUCUAUGGAAUCAUUGAAUUGAAUAUCUAAUACAGGGAUUGGCAUCCUUUGGCCCCCGGCUCGCCAGGGUGCUUACCCUGGCGAGCUGGGCUGGUUUGUCCACCUGUGGGAGCCGCGAUCAGCCGAACCUGUGGAUGCGGCAGGUAAACAAAUCAGCCACGGACCAAAGGUUGCCGAUCCCUGAUCUAAUACAUUGUAGUUUUGUUUACCUGGAGCGUCUGCAGGCAUGGAGCCCCUCAGCGCCCUGUGGCCGCAGUUCGCUGAGGGGCUCCAUGCCUGCAGAUGCUCCAGGUAAACAAAACGUCCCGACCCGCCAGCGGCUUACCCUGACGGGCCGGGAGCCAAAGUUUUCCAACCCCUGAAAUGUAGGGUCGGCUUAUGAAAGGGUCAUACAGUUUUUGCUAUUUUUACCUAUCCAUUUUGGGGGGUUAGCUUAUAAACGAAUGGGCUAAUGAACGAGUAUAUACGGUAAUUGCCCAAAGCUUCAGAGUAAUUUAACUUAUUUAUACAUUCCAAAAAAUUUAUAUUACUUAGAACAACACUUAAAUUAUGUACAGUUUCUGAAGGAAAGAGUAGAACAUUCUAAAGUAGGUAAUAGGUCUUUACAAUUGAGAAUGUAGUGUAAAGGCUCCAGACACAAUUACAACUAUAAAAAAUCUGACAACCUGGGUUUUUAGGUAUCACUCUGUAAUUGCUUGCACCCAGUACCUGUUCUCAUGAGCGGUAGAGACAAGGGAAAUGCAGGCAGAGGGGACACAUUGCUUAAUAAUUGUACUUGUGGCUGUAAAUAUCUCUGAUUGCUACAAAUAACCCCAAAGGUUACCAACUAGAGCUGAGAGAUCAGAGGGGGAAAAUGUUGCUCUAUUUUUUUCCAGUUUGUUUACUGUGUGCACUGGAUAGCACUUUGUGUAUAGUCAGCCUCACUGUUUCCCAGGGCUAGUAAGAAAUUGUUUCCCCCUGUCGUUUUGAGUGGAACUUUAAAAUGACAGUACGGGACAGGAAGAAAAAAUAGCAAAAUGUGAUUGCAAACUCACGACCAUUUGCAGAAGGGGAUUCAGACAGGCAUAGUGUUGAAACAACUUGUAAUUCACUCUUAAAAACUGACAAUUUCAAAUUGACUCUGCCCUUUAACCCUCUUGACUUCAUUCCUAUCCCCAGAGCUGCAUAAAAAUCUGUGUAUGUUAGCAAAGGUGGUUUCCUACAACGGAUGAAUGAGUGCUAAAGGGUAGGUGUGGAUGCAGGGUUUUUUGGAGCAAUACAUUAGAUAUUAUAACACUGUUUGGCUUUGGCACAAUCAGAUGGAGGCCGUUCUGUAUGCUUAUCCCUCUUCUUAUGACCCAAACAGCUAUAUUGAUUUAUAAUAUUUAGCUUAGCCUGUUAGGAUGUAACAAGUUGUGGUAGCCAUGUUGGUUCCAGGAUAUGAGAGAGAAAUGGUGGGUGAGGUAAUAUCUUUUAUUGGACCAACUUCUAUUGGUGGAAGGUACAAGCUUUCAAACUACACAGAGUUCUUCAUUGGGUGUUUGAGCUAAAUACAAGUCGUGAUUUUUCUUUGUAGUUAGUCCCAACUUUUUAGCUCAGGCACUCUGCUUCCUUCCCCAGACCUGAAGAAAAGCUCUGCAUGUACCUUCCACCAACAGAAGUUGGUCCAAUAAAAGAUAUUAUCUCACCUUGACUCUCUCGGGACUUAACAAAUGAUUCUACAGGAAAAAAGCUGUUCUAUUGAAAGCCGUAAUAGGCCUAGUACUGGCACACCAUUUAUUAGCUAGAUGACUGUAAGGUUCUUAAUAGAUAUUAAUCUGCUACUAAAGUUAAUGUGGUAGUAAAGGAAAUCAAAUCAUAAAUCUUUUGCUUUUAAUUUCAUACUCAUUACAUUGACUCUGAAAUCUUGUACAGUGUCUUAUUCUUACAGUACAUUCAUUAAAAUGAUACUUCCCCCGAACUUGCAUUAAACUUCUUUUAAAUGCCAAUGGUUGCUAAUUUCUUACUUGUUUCACGGCCCUCCUUUAUAAUACAUAGCAGCUGUCAUAUGCUAGUUGCCUGAUUCGAAAAGUUUAAUAUCACUAUUUUAGUGUAUAAUGGCUAUCAAAUGGGCACGUUCUCUGUGUUUUAUACCUGAUGUUCAUGUCUCUAUUCACUGUCCCAGUAAAUUUAAUACAGAUUGCUUGCUAGCAGAAUGGUUGUUCCAAUACUCUGUGAUGAUUAGGUGAAAACUCCCAAAUAUGGUCUCUUAAAUUUUAAGAUAUGCUUACAUGAAAUACAGUUUUUGUCUUACUUCUGUGUGCUGUUUAAAUGUUUGCAGAGAAACCUACAGUUCCUUAAAGUUUUUAUCUCAAAUUCACUGAUGGCCUCAUUUCUGUUUUAUCUUACUCUUAAGAGGUAACAUGGUAAAUUUCAGAAAGCUUAGCAGCUCUUUCUAGAGUUUAACCCUUGCUUUGCUUGAGUCCUGAACCUUGAUUUUUAAAUCUUUCUCUGAAAUCAUGGCUUGCUAUAUUUUGAGGGGAAAGGACUGAGGUGCACACACUGCAUGUGUUGUGUGUGUGGAGGGGGAAAAAUAUGUUGAAAAAACUGGAAGUGUAAUUCUUGUUGCACAUAACUUGGGUGGUGCUUUCACUGUUUUGUUUCCCACCAGUAAUUUCACCUGCAUGUAAAACAUAUACAUUAAAAAAUUUAAAACGAAAGUCAUGGUGGUCUCAGUGCUCAAAGGGGUUAACUGCAGUUUAAUAACCGCUGAUGUUUUUAGAUUUGCAGUACACAACUGUUUAAAUACUGUAUUCCUUGUAAAUGAAGUAAAAAAAAAAAAAAAUGUUAAGGCUGGUGCCAAUAUUUUUGUUAAUGAAAUGUUCAUUGUUGUCUCUCACUACAGUCUGGUCAGAACACUUUGUGUAUAAGCUGGGCCUGAAGCCAUUUUAUAGCUUGUAGGCCUAAUUGUGUAACUUUUUCUUUCAUAAUGUUUUUGUUAUAAUAUCUACUGUCAUUUCUUUCGUAUAAAUAUGACAUGUAAAUUGUCAUAAUAAAAAAAUUAAAUAACUUGA